UCUAUUUUUUCAACCCUCUCUUUCUCUUUCUACAAAGACUUUCUCUGUCCACAACCAUCAUACCAUUACACCUUACCUUACCACCCCUUCCACCACCCUUUUCUCUCUUUUAUACCCACAUCACAACACAAGAAGGAAAGAGAGAAAGAGUGAGAAAAACAAAAACAAAAACAAAAGGUGGUAGAUGCAUGAGCCACAACACAACACAACUCACAUUAUCUCAUACCACACUCACCACCUUCUCUUCCCCCAAAAUUCUCAUAAUUCUACCUCUUCUCUUACCUUUUCCCUUCAGAUUUCUCACCACUUCUCUUCUCUCCUGCCACCUUAUCCCACCCUUUUCACUUUUUUUUUUCAGGUCUAUCUUUCAUUUUCAUCUGCCUGAAACAUUCCAUUUGUGGUGCUCACUCCCCGGCUGAAUUGAAGGAAAAAGUUGGUAUUAUACGAAAUUAAUCACCGUGAUUUGAUGACUUGGUAAGAAGACUUAAAUUAGAUAUGGUGAGCUUGAGAAGGCGCAGACUCUUGGGACUAUGUUCAGGAAACAGUUCCUUUGUCACUCCACUCCCUCUGUACUGUGAGAAUUUGUCUAGUCUUGAAAAUUCAACCCAGCAAGCUAAACCCAAGAGUGAGCAGCCUGUGCUUUCCGAUGAUGCAAGCAACCUGGACAGUAAUACUGCUGUGCUAGAAGAGCCAGGAUCAUCAAAUGUUUCUGGUUCAAGCUCAUCAAAAGAACAGCUUAUUCAACCAAUCACAGCAGGACCUCCUAUUAAACGCAGAAAGCGACACAGAAGAAAGAAUUUGCACAACCAAGAACCAUGCUUAAUGAGAGGUGUAUACUUCAAAAAUAUGAAGUGGCAAGCCGCUAUCAAGGUGGACAAGAAACAGAUCCAUCUAGGGACUGUUGGAUCACAAGAAGAAGCUGCUCAUUUAUAUGAUAGGGCUGCUUUCAUGUGUGGGAGAGAGCCCAAUUUUGAGCUUCCCGAGGAGGAGAAGCGCGAACUUAGUAAAUUUAAAUGGGAUGAUUUCUUGGCAAUGACUCGACAAGCCAUCACUCGCAAAAAACACAAGAGAAGACUUAGUCCUGGACCAGGUAAUAGUCAUGAUAUGCUUCCACUGCCCAAAGAUGAUUGGGACAGUAAGCAAGGAGUGAGUGAAGAUGCAGAAUAGGAAACUUGUAUGUCUUGAAAGUUAUGAUUAUGGAAUAACCUAAGAGUGAAGAUGAAAAACCUCUAGGCUUCACACUUCAACUCUACAUCAUGCUAGAUCCAUUUUUAUUGUAGAGAAAUGCUGCAUUAUAUCAGACCUUGAUGUCAUUCAUCAUCCUUCAUUUAUGCCAAUUACUACACCUUAACCCAAUAAACAGUCCAUCCAAUGCUAUUAGAAUGUGACAACUACCAUCUGUUGAACUCUAUCAGUCCGUCAAACUAGUGCAAAGCCAUUUUCUUCUUCUUCUUCUUCUUCCACUUGGUGGGAAUAAAUCUGCUGCUCUUUAUUUCUACUGGUAAGGAUUUAUGCCUAAAUGAAUCUUUCUCAAACACUUGAUUGAACUGUUCUUCAAUUUACAUUGACCAUAUUUUGUAAUGUUUAAAUGAUUAGUAUACAUACAAACUCUUCCAUGGUGUAACUACACAUUUCUGAUUUCACUAGUUGCAUGGUUCACAUGGUAUCAUUAAACUUGAUUGAAA
Messenger RNA from Vigna angularis (adzuki bean), 1685 nucleotides. RefSeq names its product ethylene-responsive transcription factor-like protein At4g13040. The transcript is spliced from 7 exons. Gene Ontology annotation, biological process: regulation of DNA-templated transcription. NCBI's taxonomy places the organism in Eukaryota, Viridiplantae, Streptophyta, Magnoliopsida, Fabales, Fabaceae. Bases 496 to 1167 code for a protein of 223 amino acids. The record is from RefSeq and is a predicted model, not a curated record. Gene Ontology annotation, molecular function: DNA-binding transcription factor activity; DNA binding.